Messenger RNA from Funneliformis geosporum, 549 nucleotides. Lineage: Eukaryota; Fungi; Glomeromycota; Glomeromycetes; Glomerales; Glomeraceae. The record is from the annotation of a GenBank genome assembly.
AUGCCGGAAGUGGGAGUUUAUCCUUCCCAAGAAAUUAAUGCUUUCGCUACUGGUCCGGCCGGUAACACCUUAAUUGCGUUUUCUACCAAUUUAAUUAAUACGAUGAACCCCCAAGAAAUUAGAGGGGUAGUUGGUCAUGAAUUAUCUCAUCUUAUUCAUUAUGAUAUCGCACGGAUUUUGUUAAUGCAAGGAAUAUUUGAUAUUCUUCAUUUAAUGCUUAGUGUUUUAAUUGCUUCAUGGUUAUUUCAGCCCAGCGAAGAAGAAAGAAGAACCGGAGAACUUAAUUUAAUUAAGAUUUUUUUUAAGAUGAUAUUAUUUCAGAUAAUUACGGCUAUUUUACGCUUAAUUGUAGUAGAUGGAAUAGAUUUAACCGAGGAUGAAAAUACUAAAACCACUGGAGAACCUAAUUCGGUUGCUUUAUUAAAAUUCAACCCUGAAAAGAAAAAAAGGAGUUUACUUGAUUUAUUUCGCACUCAUCCUACUUUGGAACAGAGAAUUGAACGACUAGAAAAAUUAAAAAGACAACGAACCUUAUCCGGUAUCAUUUAA